Molecule: messenger RNA, 1984 nt
Organism: Hipposideros armiger (great roundleaf bat)
Lineage: Eukaryota; Metazoa; Chordata; Mammalia; Chiroptera; Hipposideridae
Gene: SIKE1
Product: suppressor of IKBKE 1
Exons: 6
Coding region: 89-778 (229 amino acids)
Source: RefSeq, a predicted model, not a curated record
UGACGUUAUUGACGCUGAGACAGGUUCAGGGAGGAUCCCAGCGAUUCGCUUAGGUGAGCAGGGCUGGAGCUGUGGUCCUGUGGCCGCUAUGAGUUGCACCAUCGAGAAGAUCCUGACAGACGCUAAGACGCUGCUGGAGAGGCUGCGGGAGCACGAUGCGGCCGCUGAGUCGCUGGUCGAUCAGUCGGCGGCGCUGCACCGGCGGGUAGCCGCUAUGCGGGAGGCGGGGACAGCGCUUCCGGACCAGUAUCAAGAGGAUGCAUCCGAUAUGAAGGACAUGUCCAAAUAUAAACCUCACAUUCUGCUGUCCCAAGAGAAUACACAGAUUAGAGACUUGCAGCAGGAGAACAGAGAGCUAUGGGUUUCCUUGGAGGAACACCAGGAUGCUUUGGAACUCAUCAUGAGCAAGUACCGGAAACAGAUGUUACAAUUAAUGGUUGCCAAAAAAACUGUGGAUGCCGAACCAGUCCUGAAAGCUCACCAGUCUCACUCUGCAGAAAUUGAGAGUCAGAUUGAUAGAAUCUGUGAAAUGGGAGAAGUGAUGAGGAAAGCAGUUCAGGUGGACGAUGACCAAUUUUGUAAGAUUCAGGAAAAACUAGCCCAAUUAGAGCUUGAAAAUAAGGAACUUCGAGAAUUGUUGUCCAUCAGCAGUGAGUCACUUCAGGUCCAGCCCAUGCUCAAGAGAAGGGGAUUAUACAAAACAUGCACACCAGCUGGGAAUCUUGGUGGCCAUCUCAGAAUUCUGCCUACCACAGUAGCUAUUAGCAGCUUGGAAUAAAAUCCUGGAGACAACAAUGAAGCACUCUUAGGAAAUGCUGCAUGACCAGUAUUAUUGGUGGCCAAGAAUAAUUGUGUGGAAAAUAACCUGCACAUCUAUGAGCUCAGGGAAAAUGGCAACAUAUUUUCUUCUUGCUGGUGCAUAAAUAAUGUAUCAUGCAAUCAAUACUGCUUUAGAUUUAAUUAUAUAAGUGUAAUUCAUUCAUUCAAUUACUAUUUAUUAAGUACUUACUAUUAUGUCAAUCACAGACCUAGGUUUAGGGGAUACAAUGACGAACCAGAGAACUGAAGCUUACACCAAUAGGAAGAAAGGCAAUAAUUAAAUUCAUAAAUGUGUUAAUUGUGAAUAGCAAUACAUGUUACAAAGGUAAUAAAACAAGCUAAUAUUAAGGAAAGUGAUGGUAAUAGUGGGUACUUUUACUUUAGAAAAGACCUUUGUAAGUUGGUAACAUUUGAGCUGAAACCUGAAAGCUGAGAAAAUGCUAAUUAUAUGAUGAUUUGGGGAAAGAUCAUUCCAGGCAGAGAGGCUUUAGUAAAUGCAAGUGUUCUGAAGCAGGAACAAAUUUGCAAUGUUGAAGGAACAAAAAUGGUAGUGGAACUGAAUUACAGUGAACCAGGGAUUAGACAUUUAGUGAAGACUAGGUAUUUCCAGCCUUGUAGGCCAUGGCAAAAGAGUUUAGAUUUUAUUCUAAGUGCAAUUGGUUUUCAUCAAGAUCUAAUUUAAGUUUAAUUAAAAAUAUUAUUUUGCUUCACCCUUCUCUCUGGCUGGUUCCCAGAGCUAAAAUGUUAUGGUGAUUACUUUUAGUGCAGCAGCUUAGCAUGUCCACAUAAUUCUUUCAUUAAGUGCAAAGUUGACAUUUUAAAGGGAAAUAUUAUACAAAACUUCUGCAUUGUUCUUAUUUAAAUUCUAACAUGUUAUUACAUAAUUGUUAUUUUUUAUAUAAUGCAUUUUCACUGUUUGGGAGCUUUUUAAUGAAUAAAAAGUUUUGGAUUGUAGAGGUCUAGGACUAAAUCUUAUUUACAUUAUUUCGUUAACAAUUAUUUUUUAAGAAAGUUUUUGCUUAAAAUUGUGUUUUCCUGUCCUGAAAUUUUGAAUGUAGUCACUUUACCAUCCACUAUUACCAUAAUUUUAUAAAAGAAGUCCCUUUAACUUUCCUAAAUAGGAAGGACAUAAUGUCAGAAUAAAAACAGUCCUUAAAAUCUUGAA